GUGUGCUCUCUGGUUGGGUUGGGUGAGGCAACCACCAUCGCCAUGGAUGCCGCUGCCACGGCUGAGAGGGAGAGGAGACGGAUAACAGCCAACGGUCACCUUGUCCUUUGUCUACGACCCACUGGCCCGGCCAGCGGCAGGUCUUCUUCCUGGUCUCCUCUGGACACAUCUGGCCGCGUCCGAAGACCCACCCCCUCGCCACAAGUCUCCGGCCGCUUCCAGUUCCAGCCCUCUUCUUCUACCCUUGCCGUGCGCGCUCCCGCUCCACGCUCCUCUCCCUCCCAGCCUCCGCCCGGAGAGAUCCACGACCAGCUGAGCUAAGCCAGCGCCAGAGCCAGCCAUGGUCUUCUGGGAGCGCGACUGGUGGAGCAAGUGGUGGGAGAAGCAGCGCCAGCGGGACUGCUGCGACUGCGAGUGCAGCUGGACCACGGCCAUCGUCUGCCUGGUCGUCCUGGCCGUGCUCGGGGGCGCCCUCGCCCUCCUCGUCCUCGCCUUCGCCGUCCUCAACCCGCCCACGGCCAGCGCCGACGACGCCCUCCUCACGCGUUUUGACCUCGCCCCGGCCCCCAACUCCACGUCCACGGCGAGGCCGCCGCUGCAGCUCCUGUCCUACAACGCCACGGUCACCGUCUCCCUGCGCAAUCCCAACCUGCACUACGGCGUCACCUUCGGGGCCGUCGCCGCGGCCUUCUCCUUCAACGGCACCCGCUUCGACGAGUCCGGCACCGUGCCGACCCUCGACCUCGGCGCCCGGAAGGAGGCCGCGGUGCGCCUCAGGGUCGGCGCCGUCGGCCGCGCCCUGCCGAAGCUGACGGCGGCCGGCGCGGCGGAGUUCGCCAGGCAGAAGGACGCCGGCGUGUUCGAGGUGGAGGUGCGGCUGGACACGGUGAUGCAGUACAAGGGCCGCAAGACCAAGUGCCCCCUGGGGAUCGUCUGCCCGCUCCGGCUGCAGCUCGUCGACCCGGACGUCGCCGCCACCGCCUUCCAGAAGACCAAGUGCACCGUCCUCAGGGCCAAGAUCUCCGGCUGCUAGCCCGCCCGCCCGCCAGCCGUUGCCACCACUUGAUUUGGUUUGGUUUCAUUUCCGUCUGUAAAAAACGGUUCUUGCUCUGUGUUUGUUCUUCAUCAGUAGUACUAGUGGAGAACAAUCAUCAAUUGCU
Triticum dicoccoides is the source of this 1160-nucleotide messenger RNA. RefSeq lists its product as uncharacterized. Gene Ontology annotation, biological process: defense response to other organism. Gene Ontology annotation, cellular component: plasma membrane; plasmodesma. The record is from RefSeq and is a predicted model, not a curated record. Bases 341 to 1033 code for a protein of 230 amino acids. NCBI's taxonomy places the organism in Eukaryota, Viridiplantae, Streptophyta, Magnoliopsida, Poales, Poaceae. The transcript has a single exon.